AUGCCACAUAUUUCCGACUGUAAUGGUCCAACGGCGAAGGCGUUCAAACCCGCUCAACCGUCCAUCCCAAUUCUGGUCGUGCUCGCACUUCCAGCCCUCCGCCGCGCCCCGCCCGAACGCUGCGGUGGCCGCCCACUCGUGCAGGUAACUCACGAUGCUGGAACUUCUGCGGCCCUAAGCACUGGAGAUGACCCUUGA
Messenger RNA from Fusarium venenatum, 198 nucleotides. The record is from RefSeq and is a predicted model, not a curated record. Lineage: Eukaryota; Fungi; Ascomycota; Sordariomycetes; Hypocreales; Nectriaceae.